Messenger RNA from Myotis brandtii (Brandt's bat), 357 nucleotides. Its product is annotated as MHC class II transactivator-like. The transcript is spliced from 2 exons. The record is from RefSeq and is a predicted model, not a curated record. Lineage: Eukaryota; Metazoa; Chordata; Mammalia; Chiroptera; Vespertilionidae. The coding region runs from base 46 to 357 and encodes 103 amino acids.
UCCCAGGCUCUGGCCACGGGCAGCUGCCCUCCUCCGAGCGCUGCCAUGAACCACUUCCAGACCAUCCUGACUCAGGUCCGGAUGCUGCUCUCCAGCCAUCAGCGGGGCCAGGUGCAGGCCCUCCUGGACAACCUGCUGGAGGAGCAGCUUCUCUCCAGGGAGUACCACUGCGCCCUGCUCCAGGAGCCUGACGGCGAGGCUCUGGCCAGGAAGAUCUCGUUGACGCUGCUGCAGAAAGGAGACCCAGAAUUGGCCCUCUUGGGAUGGGCCUGGAGUGGGCUGCAGGGCCCAGUGGUUGAGAGGGACCCCGGCUACAAGGACCAUGGUGGCCAGCUGUCCUCAGGGCUGGAGGCUUGA